Messenger RNA from Scheffersomyces stipitis CBS 6054, 1098 nucleotides. Its product is annotated as ketopantoate reductase family protein. Bases 1 to 1098 code for a protein of 365 amino acids. The record is from RefSeq and is a predicted model, not a curated record. Gene Ontology annotation, cellular component: cytoplasm. The transcript has a single exon. Lineage: Eukaryota; Fungi; Ascomycota; Pichiomycetes; Serinales; Debaryomycetaceae. Gene Ontology annotation, molecular function: oxidoreductase activity.
AUGACAAAAGUGCUCUCCAUCGGACUCGGCGGAGUCGGAGUCAUGGUGGCAUACACCUUGCAUAGAAAUAAUGGUUCCAAAAUCGAUCUCACAGCUGUGAUCAGAUCUGACUACGACAAAGUCACCAAAGAAGGAUACACCAUUUCCUCGGUGGAUUAUGGCGGAAGACGUGAAAAUGGCGACGCGAACGAAGCUGCGAACCAAAUCACGGGAUUCAAGCCUCACAAUGUUGUCAAGAGCUUGGAGGAAAUAGAGUCGGGUCCCUUUGACUAUAUUAUAGUUUCGACGAAAGUCAUUCCAAAAGACGAUGCAAAUAAUGUCUGGGAUCAGGUAGAGAAGAAUAAAGCUAAAUUGUUGAAACCAGACAGUAAAACCAGCAUAGUGUUGAUCCAAAAUGGAAUCGACAUUGAAAGCUACUGGAGCAAUUUGAAAGAUGAGGCUACCUUCAUCUCAGGAGUUUCCUAUAUCAGUUCUACGAACAAUAAAGGCACAAUCACGCAUUUUUCACACGAUUCUCUCGUUCUUGGGCUCUUUGAUAUCUCCAAGAUCCACGACGAUACUGCUUCGGCUGCGUUGGAGAAGUUGAUCAAGUUAUACUCUAAUGAUAUCAACACUACCAAACUCGACCAUAAUGCUCGUUACACGAGAUGGAAGAAACUCUUGUACAAUGCAACAUACAACACUGUAUGUUGUCUUUGUGAUUUGGACGUAGGCAAAGUAUACGAGUUAAAGGACACAGAUAACAUAAUCGACGAAGUAAUCUACCCUUUGAUGAAGGAGGUGCAACUUGUUGCUAACAGAGACUUGAGCAAAUACGACUAUGGAGAAUAUAACCAAAUUAUCGAAGAGAGACAAGUGGUCAAUAUGAUCAAGGAUACGGAAUUCUACGAUGCUCCAACUUAUUAUCAGCCAUCGAUGUUGGUAGAUUCCAGAAACGGCCGUUUGAUUGAGUUGGAUAUCAUUUUGGGCAACAUCAUCAAGCUCUACAAGAAGAAUAGUGAAGACAACAGAGGCAAGAUUGUUCAAGAAAUUCCGUACCUUAAUUUCCUUUUCUUGUUGCUUACAAUGGUCCAGCACAGAUUGAGAGGAAAUCAGUAA